AAUGAACACAUGCCAAUCAUUUUACUUUCAUUGAUGAUAUUGCGUUUUGGAGAGUAACUUACAAUGCUUCAAAAAAAAAAAAUUAACUCUAAAAUCAAAUAAACAUUAUUAAUUCAUUAAGGAUUAAUUAGUUUAUUGUUUUACAAGAAGUAUAAAAGUUAACAAACUAUUUUACGAUUCAACAAAUACAUAGCAACAACAGAAAUAUCAUAAAAAGUAAUUUGACACAAACAAAAUACACUAGAUUCAAAAUUUAAACAUUAGCUAAGCAAGGUCAUGAACGCUAAAAUUUAGCCGAGCAGUGUAUAAACAUCCAGUAAUUGAACAGAAUAUGUUUUUAAUCAAGCUCAUUAUUCCUAAAUAUAUAUAAUCCAAUAUAUAUCGUUUUCGUUUGCUAUAUAAAGAUACAAACUUUUACACUGAGAUAACUCAGUUCAAGCUCGGUCUCGAAAAGAUCAAAAUCGUCUAAGGUCGUCCACCGUAUCGUUUUGUGCUCGAGCAUUAUAAUAAAACAUCAAGGAACCUCAUCAAAAUUCAAAAUGCCCAGCUUAGAACCCGAAGUUCCAUUCAAAAAAGCCACCUUCGGCAUGGGAUGCUUUUGGGCUAACGAUGCACUUUUCGGUGGCCAACAGGGUGUACUGCGUACCAGGGUUGGAUAUUCUGGUGGUACCACUCCAAAUCCAGUAUACAAAAAAAUGGGCGACCAUACCGAAGUAAUAGAAAUCGAUUACGAUCCUACCACAAUCACCUACAAACAACUGCUCAAACUGUUCUGGGACAAUCACGAAUACGGUUUGACCACCAUCAUCAAAAGACAAUACAUGUCGUUGAUCCUCUACCACGACGAAGAACAAAAACGUAUCGCCGAGCUGGACAUUAAAAUCGAAGCUGGUAAAAGGAAUGAGAAGUUGAUUACAGAAAUAGCAAAGGCUGGACCCUUUUAUCCUGCGGAAGAUUACCAUCAAAAAUAUCGAUUGCAAAAACACCAGUGGAUUGUCGAGGAGCUCAAUAUUACUCCGGAUCAACUCCAGACGUCUCACGUAGCCGCUAAAUUGAACGGGUACGUCUCAGGUGUUGGCAAGCACGAAGACAUGAAAAAAGAUAUGGAACUGCUUGGGAUCCCUGAAAAGAUUGCCAGCUUCGUGAAAAUCCAGUUUUUGGAAAACGAGGGUGGAGCCCUCUACUGCUAAAGUCUAAAAUAACAUCGUUGAUAUUAGUUUUUUUUUUAUAACCUUCCACUCUCAUUAUAGUUCUAGCCCUAUAGUUCUCAGCGAUAGCUGAGUUCUGUUAGAACUUUAUCUGGGUAAGGCCUCUACUUACGUUUCAUGCUUGUGUGUCACAGAAGAUUUAAGCUGGUAACAAGCAAAAGAAAUAUUCGGGCCUACCCUGAUCAAAUAUCAUUACAUCAUUUUCUAAUUUCUAGUUCUUAUAAUUUUGAUACAAAAAUUGUUUCCUGUGGAAAAUUUUAGUUAUAUUUUAAAUUUUAAAAUAAGGGGAAGAAUAAACUCAGAUUUGCUAAAAUUUAGUUUUGUUUAAUUUUCGCAGACGCCUCUUUUUAGUUUGGGCUAGAUGUGGAUUAUGAAUUGC
Ceutorhynchus assimilis (cabbage seed weevil) is the source of this 1587-nucleotide messenger RNA. Lineage: Eukaryota; Metazoa; Arthropoda; Insecta; Coleoptera; Curculionidae. The record is from the annotation of a GenBank genome assembly.